Messenger RNA from Rhipicephalus microplus (southern cattle tick), 1446 nucleotides. RefSeq lists its product as uncharacterized. The record is from RefSeq and is a predicted model, not a curated record. Lineage: Eukaryota; Metazoa; Arthropoda; Arachnida; Ixodida; Ixodidae.
AUGAGUCGACCGGUGCCCAACUUCGUUACCAUCGCGGGCCACCGAGUGAUGUUCGAGUACCGCGAGAUUCACCGGCUGCACAGCCGAGUGCACGCGUUGCGGGGGCCGUCACGGGACGCGCGAAGUUUCCGCAGGCGUUCCUACGCGGCCGCUGCCCGCGGUUCAUCAGCGCUGCCAGUCACCAACGCAGCACCUAGCCAGUCAUCCGGCGCCCCUUCGCCGAGGUCGGGUGAGACAUCCUCGCGUCUUCAGGUCCUCACGCCUAAGACCGCGCCCCGCACGACCGCAAAGGGACUACUCUCUUGGCGUCGCGACGGGGACUCAGACUCGAGCUCAGGCAGCAGCGCGGCGUCUUCAUGUGUCGAGGAAGAGACGCGCGGAGCGUCUGCCUCCGUUGCUUCGGCGUCGGCGUCUUCUGGCGCAGAUACAACCGAUAUCGAGACGGGCCCAACGCGAUCAGCGUCCCUUACGUCACCCGCAAGCCCAUCGGGCGACAAGGACUGCUCGCGUUCGGCUACCUCAGAGGACGCGUCUCCGGCGCCUCCUGAGCAAGAAGAGACAAGUCACCCCGUCUCCAACGAGCCGGCCAACGUGCUGGCCCCUGUCAAGGCACAGGAUUUGGGAGGGCUUCCGCAAGCCCCGGCCCGGGAUGACAGGCCCAUCGGGAGCCGCGGGCACUACGCCCUGCCUGAAGUCGACGACCGCGCUUCGUCAGACCCUUUCCCCGAGCGGGUUGCACCCCAUAAGGGCCGGAGACCGGACCCGCCCUUGGUCCACCCGGCGUCUGGCCGCGAGCGGAGAUCUCGCUCGCGCUCGUGUCGUCGCCGUGGAGACGGGGCUGGUCGCGAUUCGGGCGCGCAGGCCUCAAGUCGUGACACGGGCCGCGAGCCGAGGUCUCGCUCGCGUCGUCGUCAAGGAGACGAGCAGCAGCGCGACUCCAGUGAGGGUUCCCCCGCCCGUGAGGCGAGGCAGCGGCGGACCGGGCUCGAAGUCAGCAGCAGUGACAGCGACGCCCCGCCUAGGGCGAAGGCCCCGAGGUUGGUGGCGUGCGAGGUUCUGUCCCCACCUGCUGACUUGGCGAGCUGCUCAGAUCACCUGCCCCUCGUCACCACAUUGAAAAGCUACCCCGGAACCCGUAACGACAACCAACACUGGCGACUCGACUCUGCUCUUCUGAGGGAUGAAAUCAGCACCGAGAGCAUAAGAGAGCGCCUGAGAGCCUCCGUUGCAAACGCCCCAGAAGUGACACUGGAUUCCUGGGAUGCUUUGAAAGCAGAAUGGAGGAGAAUCCUCCAAGAGGAGGGGAAAGCCAGGAAGCGCCGCACCACAGCAAGGCUUAACGAGAUCCUACGCCGGAUCCGCAUCAUUAGAGAGGCGGAUACCCUAACAACUUGCACGCGGGGCUACUUAAACACGUUGGAGGUUGAGUCCACCCGCCUGCUCUAA